AUGAUUGUCCCAUCAAUCGUCGCCCUUGCUGUUCUUGCCAGGACUGCAUCAGCAGCAAUCGCAUCGACCUUCACGGCACCAGCUCCUGCACCGACUUCUGAAUCACCAUUCUAUGUCGGUGCUGCAAACUCCACCAUCACCAAUACGCCCGUCGUGAACGGAAAGGUCUUUGACCGUUUCAUUCAGAUCUGGUUGGAGAACACCGACUUCGCCACUGCAGCCUCUAAUCCAGUCUUCAAGUCCCUCGCUCAGCAGGGCAUUACCUUGACCGGGUACUACGGCGUAACCCACCCAAGUGAACCAAACUACCUCGCCUCAGUUGGUGGUGACUUCUUCGGUUUGGCUGCUGACGCAUUGGAGUACAUUCCUACCAACAUGUCCACUAUCGUGGACUUGCUCGAUCAGAAGAACAUUAGCUGGGCUACUUAUCAGGAAAACAUGCCCACGGAUGGCUUUGAAGGAUACAACUUCACAAAUUCGGACAAUUAUACUUACUACGUGCGCAAGCACAACCCAUUGGUCAUCUACGAAUCCGUAGCGAAUAUCAGCACCAGAUCGGCACGCAUCAGGAACUUCAACGACUUUGCCGUCGAUCUUGGAAACAAUUCGCUUUCUCAGUGGAUUUUUAUUACUCCAAACCUUCGCGACGACGCUCACGAUACUAAUGUUGCAUAUGCCGCGUCCUGGCUUACCUAUUGGCUCUUGCCCUUGCUCCAAGACUCGAGGUUCAAUAACGACAGGACGCUUAUCUUGCUCACCUUCGACGAAAAUGAGACGUAUACCAUUGGUAACAAUGUAUUCAGUCUCCUCCUGGGUGGAGUUCUCCCUGACGGCCAGAAGAAUACCACUGAUUCAACGUUCUACACACAUUACUCAACAAUAACUGGGAUCUCGGUAACCCUCGGUCGUCAAGACACUAACAAGACGAUGUUUUCGACUUCGUUGCUUCGACCACAUUAUAUAAGAACAACAACCUCACGGCUUCCUCUGUUCUUCCCGAGCUCAACAUCACUGGGACCCAUCCCAGGAGCGUUGAACCCUGACUACUACGUCCCCUAUUUGGCACCCACGAACGGCACUGGUGGUGGUAGUGGACCGACCUUUGUUGCUGCUAACGUCAACAUGUCGCUGAACUCGGCUACUGCUCCCGCACCAAUCAAUAUAACUACAGCUGCAACCACCAGCUCUGCUGCUGGUCUGACGAGCAAUGCAGGCGGCAUGCUUGCUGCAAUUGCUGCUGUCGCAGCCGCGGCAAUGCUGUUCUAG
Messenger RNA from Suillus bovinus, 1266 nucleotides. Its product is annotated as phosphoesterase family-domain-containing protein. The transcript is spliced from 7 exons. NCBI's taxonomy places the organism in Eukaryota, Fungi, Basidiomycota, Agaricomycetes, Boletales, Suillaceae. Gene Ontology annotation, molecular function: hydrolase activity, acting on ester bonds. Bases 1 to 1266 code for a protein of 421 amino acids. The record is from RefSeq and is a predicted model, not a curated record. Gene Ontology annotation, biological process: phospholipid catabolic process.